Octodon degus (degu) is the source of this 547-nucleotide messenger RNA. RefSeq names its product NADH:ubiquinone oxidoreductase subunit B7 (gene Ndufb7). Bases 81 to 494 code for a protein of 137 amino acids. The transcript has 3 exons. The record is from RefSeq and is a predicted model, not a curated record. Lineage: Eukaryota; Metazoa; Chordata; Mammalia; Rodentia; Octodontidae. Gene Ontology annotation, cellular component: mitochondrion.
CCGAGGCUGGAGAAGGGUGCUGUGCUUCCGGGUGGGACUGGGGUGACCCGGCCGCCGCGCGCAUUUGCGGUGGAGCAGCCAUGGGGGCCUACCUGGCCCGACGCUACCUUGGAGAUGCCUCGGUGGAGCCCGACCCGCUGCAGAUGCCCACUUUCCCUCCGGACUACGGCUUCCCUAACCGGAAGGAGCGCGUGAUGGUGGCCACACAGCAGGAGAUGAACGAUGCACAGCUGUCGCUCGAGCAGCGAGACUACUGUGCGCACCACCUCAUCCGGCUGCUCAAGUGCAAGCGUGACAGCUUCCCCAACUUCCUGGCCUGCAAGCAUGAGCGGCAUGCCUGGGACUACUGUGAGCACCUCGACUAUGUGCAGCGAAUGAAGGAGUUCGAACGUGAACGGCGGCUGCUGCAGCGGAAGAAGCGACGAGAGCAGAGGGAGGCUCGGGCAGCCCAGGGCCAGGGCUCAGGAGAAGUGGCCCCCGAGGUGGCCCUGUAGUGCCACCCACUAUUGCAAGUACCAGUAAAGAAAUAAAAGAGCCCUUCAUUCAA